GAGCUAUGUUUUGGGACGAACUAAUCUGCUAGAGAGCAGUGUGAGGAUCGGAACGCAUUGUGCGAGCGAGUGUGUGGAGGACAGAUAAGGGAAGAAGCCCGGCAGACCGACUGCUUGUUUUAAUGUGCUGACUCUGGGGAGCUAAAAAAAAAAUAAAAAAUUUGACUCUUCAGUCGUGCGGCGUGAGCCAGGGCACAAGCGCCACAUUUAACAGAGGUGCACCAGAAAACACGGGCGCGAGAGAGGAGAAAAUACAUCCAGCCAGACAGCAUAUAUAGAGGAUUUCUCCUUCCUUUUCUUCUUUUUUUUAAUCUGUUCAUUUUUCUUUAUUUUUUUUUCUCGGGACUAAUUCCCAUUUCCAGUAGAGAAAAAGGAGCCGUAGAGCCACGAGAACGCAAAAAAACCCCACCAAAAAGCGACGAGAAACGAAACACCGCCAACAAGAUGUUUGAAAUCAGCCGAACACUGAAUGCUGCUUUGUUGAGCAAUGAGGGAUCGACAGAGACUCAGUGGCGUCAGGCAGACCUGCCGCAGCUCCAGGGCUGGGCUGAGAAGGGACUGCUGACACAGCCAAAGAUGAUAAUCAGCAACAUGGAGCCUCAGGUGACGAAUGGGCCGAACUCCGCCACGGCCAACGGGCCCUCCAGCAACAGCCGCAGCUGCCCCUCGCCCAUGCAGACUGGCGGCUCUAAUGACGACAGCAAGACAAACCUCAUUGUCAACUACUUGCCCCAGAACAUGACCCAGGAAGAGUUCCGCAGCCUCUUCGGCAGCAUUGGCGAGAUUGAGUCCUGCAAGCUGGUUCGAGACAAAAUCACAGGGCAGAGUCUUGGCUAUGGUUUCGUCAACUACAUUGACCCAAAAGAUGCAGAGAAAGCCAUCAACACGUUAAAUGGACUCAGACUUCAGACCAAAACUAUUAAGGUUUCGUAUGCACGGCCCAGUUCGGCUUCUAUCCGUGACGCUAAUCUGUACGUGAGUGGACUGCCCAAGACCAUGACCCAGAAGGAGCUGGAACAGCUCUUCUCACAGUACGGACGGAUAAUCACCUCCCGCAUUCUCGUCGACCAGGUCACAGGCCCCACAGGUGGCUCGCGGGGUGUGGGCUUUAUUCGCUUUGAUAAGAGGAUAGAAGCGGAGGAAGCCAUCAAGGGUCUGAAUGGACAGAAGCCCUCAGGUGCCGCAGAGCCCAUUACGGUGAAGUUUGCAAACAACCCCAGCCAGAAGACCAGCCAGGCGCUACUGUCGCAGCUGUACCAAUCCCCCAACCGCCGCUACCCGGGUCCUCUCCACCACCAAGCGCAGAGGUUCAGGCUGGACAAUUUGCUUAAUAUGGCCUAUGGCGUUAAGAGGUUCUCCCCCAUCACCAUCGAUAGCAUGACCAGUCUAGUAGGGAUGAAUAUCCCCGGUCACACAGGAACGGGCUGGUGCAUCUUCGUCUACAACCUGUCGCCGGACUCAGACGAGAGCGUCCUGUGGCAGCUCUUCGGACCGUUCGGCGCCGUCAACAACGUCAAGGUGAUCCGCGACUUCAACACCAACAAGUGCAAGGGGUUCGGCUUCGUCACCAUGACGAACUACGACGAAGCGGCCAUGGCCAUCGCCAGUCUGAAUGGGUAUCGGUUGGGUGACCGUGUCUUGCAAGUGUCUUUCAAGACCAACAAGACCCACAAGUCCUGAACUCCCCACUCAUCACUUGUGUAGCUCCUUACAGCUCCUCUAAUACUAAAAACCCACCUCUGCCCACUCAGCUACUCAAAACAGGAACACACCAACCAACAAACCCACAAAAAAGAACUGGAUAUGGCUUAUAAUAUAACUUUGGACCUAUAAGCCAAUGUUGCCUAAGUAUUACAAAAUGACAAAUUGAGAAUAUUCAUUAUUUGGAGACCCUGGAAGUGGUACAGGGAUUCUGUUGUAUAUCUUCUUGAGUUCUUGUGGUUGUCUUUACUUUUUUCUUUUUUUUUCUCUGUAAACAGUAGCAAAACCAGACCGCCCUUAUUUUGAAGAAGAAAAUGUCCUUCUUUAGAUCGAACUCUCUUGGUGUCGAUUCAGGAUUUUUUCUUUCUUUUUUAAAUCCGGAUCCACUGUCGUUAGAAUAACGCCUCCCUGGUAAGAGAACAGGAGGGGGCUCUUUUUAAAAAAAGAAGAAGAAAAAAAAUCGGUGAUCAUUCAUUCAUUUGUUUUGGUGUAAAUUGUUAGAGAUCCCCAAAAUGAAUUGACAGGGAUGAGGCCAUCCCUUUUCUCUAAUGCAGAAGAUGUUUCUAGCAUAGUUUUGGUUUUGUACUGCAAACAAAACACACGUCUGUCCUCACGGGGGAUUCAGGGGGAAGGGGCGAGGGAAGGGACGGGCUAGCGCUCCUGAUGACACGUUGCGUCAAAAAAAAAAAAACCUACACACACUGUUGCCAAAGAGAAAAUCUCUUUGCUUGAAAAUGCGUUUAGAAAAAAUGAAAAAAUAAAGAGAAAGAAGAUCUAUUUUUAUAAAUAAUGAUUAAAAUAAUUAUUGAAGAAUUUUUACAAGAAUCUGGAUUUGAAAAAAGAGAAAAAUAUUUUGACUGGCUAAUUAGGGACGGGGGGAGGGGUCAGGUGCCACCUUGUCUUGUUCGUUCUGCCGUGGUACUUUUUAGGAUCCAAGGUCGUUUGUUUUUCGGGGAGAACCGGAUUGGCGAUGGAAGAAUUUUGUAGAUGGAAGAAUUUAUCAAGGGAUGCAAAUUCAGGCAGGUAAUUUUUCAUAGCAGUAAUUAUUCAACAGCGAUACCCAAUAGGAGAGGGAGAGGGGUCUUCCCAGGCCAACCACAUCUUCACAGUCAAGAGCCCAAAGCAAGGCCACUCAUCGUCCACUCAUUUACGUUAGACCAUCCGUCUUUGGGAUAUAAGUAAUAAAGAUACACACACGCGCGCACACACACACUUCUUUCUCCAUUCGGACGACAUAUACAUGGUUAUGUUUAAUUCACUAUGAUUUUGUGAUAUCGCAUUCGAGAUGUACUUCCUUUAGCGAUCAACAGUAGGUGCUAUAUUACAUGGUUCACAUAUCUUAAAUAUCCAACUUUGUUGUUCUUCGUGUUGUUUAGAGAGAAAAAA
Molecule: messenger RNA, 3087 nt
Organism: Sinocyclocheilus anshuiensis
Lineage: Eukaryota; Metazoa; Chordata; Actinopteri; Cypriniformes; Cyprinidae
Product: ELAV-like protein 4
Exons: 8
Coding region: 445-1680 (411 amino acids)
Cellular component (GO): ribonucleoprotein complex
Molecular function (GO): RNA binding
Source: RefSeq, a predicted model, not a curated record